Vombatus ursinus (common wombat) is the source of this 1682-nucleotide messenger RNA. RefSeq names its product transmembrane protein 164 (gene TMEM164). The transcript has 7 exons. The coding region runs from base 346 to 1230 and encodes 294 amino acids. The record is from RefSeq and is a predicted model, not a curated record. NCBI's taxonomy places the organism in Eukaryota, Metazoa, Chordata, Mammalia, Diprotodontia, Vombatidae.
GCCGGGGCUGCGGUCGGUUGGAGGAGUGGAGCGGGAAAGGAAGCCGGCACCCGGAUCUGAGCCGGAGGAGCUACGGGCGGGUGAUUGCUCGGGGAUCGGCAGCGCUGCUCGCUCCUACUGCUGGGACCCGGAGCCUGAGACUUUGGGGGGCUCUGGAGCAGCCGGAAGCCCCCGGGCCCGUGGCCUGAAGCCUCCCAUGUGCCCCUUGGCUUGGGCGUCCCAGUGACUCGAGGGGAGGGGUCGCCCUCCUUCUCUGUGACGUCCAGCCGGCUCCUGUGACUCUCGGUUCCAGCCUGUUCCCGUUCGCUCCUGGGUGGUCAAGCAGAACUGCCCUAGAAGAAGACCAUGGCCAGGUACAGCCACCAGAGCCUCCUGGACUGGCUCUACGGGGGCGUGGACCCCAGCUUUGAAGGCAACGGGGGCCCCGACUGUGCUGCGUUCCUCUCGUGGAAGCAGCGACUGCUGGAGAGCGGGGCCUUUCUGGCCCUGGCCGUGCUGGAGAUCCUAGUGGCCCUAUGGCAUCUCCUGUGGAAGCCGAAGGAGGACGGGGGAGGUCGAGGGUCCUGCCCCCGCCUCCCGCCACCUCAGCCGGCCAAGGAGAGCCUCUUCAAGAACCUGCUCCUCGUGGCCCUGUGCCUGACCUUCGGCGUGGAGGUGGGCUUCAAAUUCGCCACCAAGACCGUCAUCUACCUGCUCAACCCCUGCCACCUGGUCACCAUGAUGCAUAUCUUCCUCCUGGCCUGUCCUCCCUGUCCAGGUGUUGUGGUCAUCUUCAGGCUACAAAUGCACAUGUUGAAUGGGGCUCUGCUUGCACUGCUUUUUCCCGUGGUAAACACUCGCCUGCUGCCCUUGGAGUUGGAAGUUUACUAUGUUCAACACAUCAUGCUCUACGUGGUGCCUGUCUAUCUGCUGUGGAAAGGAGGUGUCUACACUCCCGAGCCGCUCUCCAAUUUUUGGUGGGCCCUCCUGGCGACUGGCCUAAUGUUCUUCUAUCACUUCAGCAUCUUACAAUUCCUGGGCCUGGCCACCGAAGUGAAUCUGAACAACAUGCUUUGCCCGGCCAUUUCUGACCCAUUCUAUGGCCCCUGGUACCGGAUCUGGGCCUCAGGCCACCAGACCCUCAUGACCAUGACCCAUGGCAAGCUGAUCAUUCUGCUUGCCUCCACUGCCAGGCCCAUGUUCAAGUACCUGCUGGAUCUACUCCAUCUUCCAACCAAGAAAAUUGACUGAAGAAUUUGCUCUCCCUACUUGGAGAUGGCAUCGGGAAAGGGGGAUUGUGUGUGUUGUGUUUCUUUUUCUUCUUGUCCCCCUGCCCUCCCCCAUGGCUCAGACUGCUCACCGAGCCUGAAGCCAGGCCCCCUGGGCCCAUUGCUCUUUCCCCCCCCGCUCCUGGUGGCCUUACCUGGGGAGGUGGCAGCUGAUCUCUCUUCUCUUCAUGCAGGUGCUUUAGUGAUAGCUCAUUGAGGAAGGAAGGUGCUACAGCAGCAAAACCAUGAAAACGUGUUCUUUCCACUGCCAGGGACCCCCAGGCCUGUCCUCUUCUGUUAGCACAGCCCCCACCAUGGGCCCAUACCUCAUCUCUGUACCAGCAAUGAGCCCGGGGGAGUGGGGAAGUUCCCAAAAUCACAGCCAAAGUAGGCACUGGGCUAGCCUGGGACCACCUACUCUGAGUUCAGAAUUUC